Messenger RNA from Alternaria alternata, 651 nucleotides. RefSeq lists its product as hypothetical. Gene Ontology annotation, biological process: tail-anchored membrane protein insertion into ER membrane. Bases 1 to 651 code for a protein of 216 amino acids. Gene Ontology annotation, cellular component: GET complex. NCBI's taxonomy places the organism in Eukaryota, Fungi, Ascomycota, Dothideomycetes, Pleosporales, Pleosporaceae. The transcript has 3 exons. The record is from RefSeq and is a predicted model, not a curated record.
AUGCCGUCCCUUCUACUGGUAGUCUUCACCCUGCAGCUACUGCUCCACAUCAUCAACACGGUGGGCGCAACCACGGUUAAUGAACUGUUAUGGAUCCUCUACAAUAAGCUACCGACGCCUACCUCUGGAUCUGCGCAGAGAUGCCAGGUUCUCAAGGCAGACAUUGUUCGUUUGAAGCGCGAGCUGGGCAACACGUCGCCUCAGGACAAUUUCUCAAAAUGGGCGAAACUGGACAGGCAACACAACAAGGCUAUGGCUGAGUUCCAAAAGCUGGAUGGCUCCUUGCGCUCACAUCAGUCCACCUUUACAUCCGCCGUCUCGACCCUCCGCUGGCUCGGCACCCAAGGCCUUCGCUUCGUCCUCCAGUUCUGGUUCUCCAAGUCGCCCAUGUUCUGGAUUCCCGCUGGUUGGGUGCCAUACUAUGUUGAGUGGAUACUGAGUUUCCCGCGCGCACCACUUGGAAGCGUGAGCAUAAACAUUUGGGGUAUUGCAUGUGCCAGUAUGAUAGCACUGGCAGCAGAGGCAGUAGCGGCGCUCUGGGUACUUGUCAUGAACAAACCGACCCCUGUGGCUGCAGAGAAGCAACGCGAGAAGCAGGAGGCCAUGGCAUUUAGUGCAAACCAGAAACCUACAGAGAAGAAAGAAUUGUGA